Messenger RNA from Diabrotica virgifera virgifera (western corn rootworm), 1080 nucleotides. RefSeq names its product cathepsin B-like. Lineage: Eukaryota; Metazoa; Arthropoda; Insecta; Coleoptera; Chrysomelidae. Gene Ontology annotation, biological process: regulation of catalytic activity. The transcript has 5 exons. Gene Ontology annotation, molecular function: cysteine-type endopeptidase activity. The record is from RefSeq and is a predicted model, not a curated record. Bases 16 to 1005 code for a protein of 329 amino acids. Gene Ontology annotation, cellular component: lysosome.
UAUUUUUUCACAAUAAUGCAAAAUUUAUCGAAAAUGAAGGCGGUGCAUAUUAUUGCAUUAUUUCUACCUGUUGUAUUAAGUGAUGAUAUAUGUUCACCAGAGUUUGUAGACUUAAUAAAUAAUAAAAAUAGCACAUGGGUUGCCCAUAGCAAUAAUUAUGAUGAAAACAUUUCAAUCGAAGAUAUAAAAAAAUUACUGGGUGUAAAACUAAGGGAUCAAAACUUAAGAAAUGUUAAGGUAUUUAAACACAGUGAAAAUAUUCAAGUUCCUGAUUCUUUCGAUGCGAGGGAACACUGGAAACAGUGUUCGGAUGUUAUCAGCGCAAUUGUAGACCAGUCAGGUUGUGGAUCUUGCUGGGCCGUGUCUGCAGCUUCCGUAAUGAGUGACAGACGAUGCAUUGCGUCGAAUGGAAAACUGAAAAUUCCAGUUUCUGCUGAAGAUCUACUGUCUUGUUGCUCUUACUGUGGUGAUUGCCAUGGAACCUCACAGCCAGAACGUGCAUGGGAUUAUUGGCAAGAGACAGGAAUUUCUACAGGAGGUCUUUAUGGUAGCAAACAGGGUUGUAGACCGUAUUCGUUAUUGAAUUGUACGCCAUCAUGUCCCCAAUUCUACGAAACACCAGCUUGCAAACACAAAUGUGACAAUCCCAAACUCGAUUACACAAAAGAAUUAACUUUUGGUCAAGGUUCAGUACAUACUUUCAAUUCAGUUGAGGACAUUAAAAAGGAGAUACUGAUCAAUGGCCCAGUGGAAGCAACUUUCAUGGCUUAUCAAGACUUCCUGUGUUACAAAAGAGGUGUUUAUCAACAUGUUGCUGGCAAUGAUAUUCCUGAUGGUCAUGCAGUGAGGGUUUUAGGCUGGGGAGAAGAAAAUGGAACGCCCUAUUGGCUGGUUGCUAAUUCAUGGAAUGAAGGUUGGGGUGACAAGGGGCUGUUUAAAAUCAUUUUAGGAAAAAAUGAAGUAGGCAUCGAGAGUAAUAUGAUGGCAGCACGUCCGAAAAUAUAAUUAUAACAACUUUUUAUCUGGUUAGUUUAUAAUAUCAUGUUUUCACUAUUAAUAAAAACUAACUUCAAAUUAAAA